AUGGACGGUCAGGCUUUGGCAGCCUGGGAGAAUCAUGCUAGAUCCUGGGAUGAAACGAUGGGCAAUGACGGGAACGACUACUUCUCGGUCCUCGAGUUGCCUGUCCUGCAACGAAUGAUCAGUGGACAGACGCGCAAUCGUGCCUUGGACCUCGCGACGGGGAAUGGCCUGGUUGCACGAUGGCUUGCUCAAGAAGGAUUCUCUGUCGUCGCGACGGACGGCGCCACCGCGAUGCUAGAACAUGCAAAGGCGCGAACAGCUAUCUGGUACCAAGAAGGAAGGCUGGACAAAGAACGCAAGAUUUCCUUCAAGCUGCUUGAUGUGACCAACAAAGAUCAUUGGGCGCAUUUCAUUGACGGUGGUAACCUUCUGGAAGACGGAUUUGAUGCGAUUGUGAUGAACAUGGGGAUUAUGGAUGUUCAUGAUCUGGAACCAUUAGCAGUAUCCUUGACAUCCCUUCUGAAGCAAGACGGAUGCUUCAUUGCGACUGUGCUUCACCCUCUAUUCUUUACGAGUGGCGCGAAGCGCCAGAUCACAGUCCAUGAGGAUCCUGUGACUGGCCAACGCGUAAUAGACCGGUCCAUACUGUUGAGCCAAUACCAAAACGUGGCCCCUGCACGGCAACUCCUAUUUUCUAGUGAUAGCGAGCAUCAGCCGCCGAUCUCAUUCCACAGGUCGUUCCAAGAUCUAUUUGCCCCGUUCUUUCGGGCUGGCCUCAUCCUGGAUGCCCUUGAGGAAGUGAACUUCGAUGAUACCUUCCGCGAGCCCUCGCGUGAAUAUGCAGCGAGGAAUUUCACGGAAUUCCCGAAGAUACUCGCCUUUAGACUCAGACGCGGGCAUGGACAGAGUGAGCGCCGUUAA
Aspergillus bombycis is the source of this 861-nucleotide messenger RNA. Its product is annotated as class I SAM-dependent methyltransferase. Lineage: Eukaryota; Fungi; Ascomycota; Eurotiomycetes; Eurotiales; Aspergillaceae. The record is from RefSeq and is a predicted model, not a curated record. The transcript is spliced from 4 exons. Bases 1 to 861 code for a protein of 286 amino acids.